This is a messenger RNA of Strongylus vulgaris, 606 nucleotides long. Lineage: Eukaryota; Metazoa; Nematoda; Chromadorea; Rhabditida; Strongylidae. The record is from the annotation of a GenBank genome assembly.
AUGUCAGCUGUCUUCUCGCUGGAUCUACCUGUGAAUUGCAUUAACGUCUCUCCACAGUGCAUCAUAUCAAUUCAGGCAUGGAAUCGUCGUCUAGAGUUGCGGAAGCCUAAACUUCAAAGGGACGAGAUUUUAUCCGCUAAGGUGUAUUAUGCCCCCGAAUGGGACUUGGAGAAGAAGCCGAAUAAGGAUGCAGGUUUCCCAGAUCCCUUAAAAGGUUACGGCAUGACGCCAGAGAAAUGGGAGUACUACAACAAGGUAGUAUGGCCUCCAAACUACAUCGUUCCCGAAACAGGCUUACCUAAGCUGAGGGAAGUUUUCCACUGCAGAGAGUCCAUACAUUUUUCCCCAAAACGUAUGUGGCAAGCUUGUCAACUUGUAUGGCGAACAAAUGUUGAUGAAGCGAUAACGCAGCUUAAAUUCCAGCAGAUGAAAAGUUGUACAAUUCUUGCUGAGGUAUUGAGCGAAGCCAAGGAGCGAGCAGAGAAGGAGUUUCACAUAGAAUUUCCGUCAGAUAUGUACGUGGCAGAUGCGUUCCCUAUCCAGUCUAACAUAAUCAAGGGUUGGUCUAUCUUCUAUCUUAUUCUUUUUCUCUUAUUCCCGUCUUAG